AUGACGGAGCUUAUGGACACUGUGAUCGAGAAGGUCGGCGGCAAGGAAUGUGAUGAUGUGAAGACUACUACUUUGAUCUUUGACGUCCACACGAGGGUGAGUGAGUUUAGCGGCCUGGCUCGCAUAGGAGAGCUCAUCCAGCAGGGUGAGCUCGCAAAUCUUCCUCAACCAUUACGUGUGCAGGAGCCACUCCCCCCAAAUGCUAAGAUGGGGGUCAUCAUUCACAACCUCGAGGACGGCACUAUAAACAUCAUCAAGACGAUGCAUUUCAGCUACAAAAUCGCUAUGACCCAUGCCAGGAAACUUUGCACCGGCGAUGUUUUUGUUCCUGUUUACAGAUCAGGGACAGGGCCUCGUGCUGUGCGCAAAGCCAUCCAGCAGUUGCUGCAAAGAUUACCCGGGUUCAGAGUUAUGUGGAACAAUGUCUCCGAGAAACAAGCUGGCAUUCGUCGGGCUCAGACCUCGCAGUGGGCACCGGAGGAUGAGGAGUUGCGCCGUGGCAUCGACUAUACCUCAAAUCCUAUCUCACUGCCGAACAGGAGCAGACGUGCA
Molecule: messenger RNA, 552 nt
Organism: Symbiodinium pilosum
Lineage: Eukaryota; Dinophyceae; Suessiales; Symbiodiniaceae
Source: the annotation of a GenBank genome assembly